AUGGAGAAUCUCUUUUCGAUUGCAAAUCCCCUACCCAUCACGGACGUUCCUACCCUCUCUUUCCUCUAUCGCAAUAACCUGCUCAGUCCUUCAUUCAUGGAAGGAAUCCCCGUUCCGGACCAGGCCAUCAAUAACAAGAUCUGCACCAUUCAAGCAGACAUCACAACGCUGUCGGUCGACGUCAUUGUCACGGCGGCCAAUCCUGCCCUCCGUGGAGGAGGCGGGGUUGAUGGAGCGGUUCACCGUGCUGCCGGCCCUAGAUUGCUACAAGAAUGUGCUGCGCUUGGUGGAUGUCCAACAGGUUCUGCUAAAAUAACUGAUGCAUACAACCUUCCAUGCCAAAAGGUGAUCCAUGCGGUUGGACCCAUCUUCAGAAGCGAAUCGGCGUCUGAACCUCUUCUCCGUGCUGCGUACCACAGUGCCCUCAAUCUUGCUGUCCAACAUGGCUUGAAGACCAUUGCGUUUCCCGCCAUAUCCACUGGUGUCUACGGUUAUCCCAGCCGUGCCGCAGCUCGAGCUGCCAUCUCAGAGAUCUAUGCGUUCGUGAAGGAGCCAAAAGGAGUUCAACUGGACAAAAUCAUCUUCUGCAACUUCACGGAUAGUGACGUGGAUGCUUAUUCUCGUUAUCUGCCGUAA
Cladophialophora bantiana CBS 173.52 is the source of this 636-nucleotide messenger RNA. RefSeq lists its product as uncharacterized. The coding region runs from base 1 to 636 and encodes 211 amino acids. The transcript has a single exon. The record is from RefSeq and is a predicted model, not a curated record. Lineage: Eukaryota; Fungi; Ascomycota; Eurotiomycetes; Chaetothyriales; Herpotrichiellaceae.